AUGGAAUAUGAAGCCAAGAAAGGGAAGAAGGGCUUUGUGUCUCCCAUCAGAAGGCUGGUGUUUCCGAAGGCUGCACGGCAGGCUGCCUUCAGGAGCAAUGUCAGUCGCAGGCCCCUGCAUUCUAUGCCCCUUUAUCCUCCUGACUACCUCAUCGAUCCCCACAUCCUGCUGUGUGACUACCUGGAGAAAGAGGUCAAGUUUCUGGGCCACCUCACCUGGGUGACUUCCUCACUGAACCCCUCCAGCCGAGACGAGCUCCUGCAGCUGCUGGACACCGCCAGGCAGUUGAAGGAGUUGCCUCUGAAGACCACACCGGAGCAGGACAGCAUCCUGAGCCUGUCUGCCCGCUGCCUGCUGCUCACCUGGCGGGACAACGAGGAGCUCAUCCUGCGCAUCCCCACGCACGAGAUCGCCGCUGCCUCCUACCUGCAGGACGACGCGCUGCAUCUGCUAGUGCUUAAAACUGGUCUGGGCGUGGACCCGGGCCCCAACCCCCUGGAUCCCCAGAACCCCAGCCCCGAUGCCUACUGCAACCUGGUCAUCCUAGCUGUGGCCAACAGGGAUGCUGCUGAGGAGUCCUGUGCACUCAUCUGUCAAGUCUUCCAGAUCAUCUACGGGGAUCAGAGCAUUGAGUGUGUAGACCGGGCCGGCUACCACUACAGACCCACACCAAAGAGGCCGUGGCUCUCCAGCUGCAGUGAGAGCUGCCGCACAGAUGGGACAUUUGCCUACGACGCCGACUUGAGCUGCUGCAGCUCCUUCAAUGGUUCCCAGGACACAUUUGAAGCAUGUUAUAGUGGUGCAUCCACGCCUUCUUUCCACGGCUCCCACUGCAGCAGUAUCGACCACAGCAGCUGGGCCUUUGAGCAGCUACAGGAUUACAUGGUCACACUGCGAAGCAAGCUGGGUCCCCCUGAGAUCCAGCAGUUUGCAAUGCUGCUACGAGACUAUCGCCUAGGGCUGCCUAUCCAGGACUACUGUGCAGGCCUGCAGAAACUCUACGGGGACCGACGGAAGUUCCUUCUCAUUGGGAUGCGGCCCUUUAUUCCGGACCAGGACAUUGGCUACUUCGAGAGCUUCCUGGAGAGUGUGGGCAUCCGCGAGGGUGGCAUCCUCACCGACAGCUUCGGCCGCAUCAAGCGCAGCAUGAGCUCCACAUCUGCCUCUGCCGUGCGCAGCUACGACGGGGCGGCCCAGCGGCCGGAGGCCCAGACCUUCCACCAGUUGCUAGACGACAUUACACACGACAUCGAGGCUCUGGCCCCCGACGAUGACGUCUAUGAGGAUGUCUCCCCAAGCGGCGGCGACCAGGGUGAAGACAACUACCUGUAG
Cricetulus griseus (Chinese hamster) is the source of this 1332-nucleotide messenger RNA. NCBI's taxonomy places the organism in Eukaryota, Metazoa, Chordata, Mammalia, Rodentia, Cricetidae. The record is from RefSeq and is a predicted model, not a curated record.